Messenger RNA from Patiria miniata (bat star), 3390 nucleotides. Its product is annotated as arylsulfatase B-like. The transcript is spliced from 7 exons. NCBI's taxonomy places the organism in Eukaryota, Metazoa, Echinodermata, Asteroidea, Valvatida, Asterinidae. The record is from RefSeq and is a predicted model, not a curated record. Bases 1183 to 2868 code for a protein of 561 amino acids.
CCAUCCAGGGAGAGUAGAGAUAUUCUCAGUUGUUUCAUGCUACUGAAACCGGAGAUAAACGCCGGCCUGAUGGGCCAUGCACAUUGGCUCGUGACAGACUUUCCUUUUUUUAUAAAUUUUACUAGGGGGAAUAUCAUAUCCUUUUUCCGUUCUGACAUACAAAUAUUCACAACUGGGCAAUGUCCUUUUAAAGAGUUUUCGGCCCGAUCAGCCAGCGUUGGGUCAACCCCCCUCCGCCCUAUUGGCAGCUAAGCCCCCUCUUGAUAUAAACCUGGAUCCGCCCAGGGGAAGCAGUGUGGCUUAAAGAAUAACACCUACAGUAGUAAUUGUGUGGUUGUACAAAACAUAUUCACCAUGUUUAUUUUGUUUCUCGUCAUGAGGUGGCAUCCUCAUUCAGAGGAUAUGAGGCAGAUAUCUUUGAUAGAUUCUUCUCUGUGAUUCUGUGCUGGGCGAAGCCCAUUGUAGUUUUAUUUUUGUGCGUCGUGUUUGUUUUUAGUUGGAUAUUUAUUUCGAUACCUAUUGUAAUUACUUUCUAACCCAGAAUAAGUAUCUUUCAAACUCAGUCUCGUGAUUAAAAUUUGUAAUAAACAUGACAAUUUGUUUUCUGCUGCAAAAAGCGAGAAAUUUCCUGAGAUAUUUGGACCCCCUGAAAAUUUGGUACCUUCCUCACGCGCGUUGUAUUCAAGGUUAUACGCAUUGUAGAUGUUUUCUGGGAAUUUCCUGAGUAGCGCUGCCAAAGUUCCCAAGGCUGGAUUUGAUUCUUCUUGCUGAUAGCAACCUCUACCGUCGCGGCGGCUGUACAGCGCUUAUCAAGGACCGGCUGCAUAAUGGGGAUUAAAAUAUACAUCCAGUCUUGAUGCGAGACUACUCUUGUCACGGUGACUGGGGCUGUACGAUGUGUAUAUAAAUACCACGCAAGACAGCUGAUCUUCAUACCAGCGGGUUGGGGUCAAUGUAGUCUACUGUCCGGGACGUCACAUUCAGCCCUUUAGCUACUAAUGACAAGCCGUGCGGGGCGGACGCUGUUUUCCUUCGAGCGGUAGUAUCAAGUCAGCGGGGUGUAAGGCUCUCCUCCACGCAUAUCAAGUCCCGGUCUGUUACGGGAACCAUGCUGGUGUAGAUGAUAGUAGGAAGCAGACAAUAUUUUUAUGCCGUGUAAGUGCAGAGUACUGUAUUGCAGCCAUGGUACUGGACAUGUACUGCAGCCACAUUCUGCUGUCUGUUUUAGUCCUGAUUAUUAGUCCAAGUUUCGCAGUUUCAGAGAGCGGUUACGGCGGCUGGCCGGCGAUGAGGAAGAAACCCUCCCAGUCCAAGGCCGGGAACGGAAAGACCAAGAAAAACCCGCCCAAUAUCGUCUUCAUCCUGGUGGACGACUUGGGAUUUAACGAUGUGGGUUAUCAUGGAGAGGGCGGGUCUGUCCUGCAAACUCCCACUAUUGACCGGCUGGCUAUGAAAGGGGUGAGGCUUGAGAACUACUACGUGCAGCCCAGCUGCACGCCGACACGCAGCCAGCUUAUGACUGGCAGGUACCAGAUCCACACGGGGAUGCAGCACGACAACAUACUGCACACCUCGCCACACUGUCUGCCUCCUCACGAGUACACCUUAGCCCAAGCCCUGAAGUCUGCCGGUUACUCCACACAUGCCGUGGGCAAGUGGCACUUAGGUUUCUGCCGGCAAGAAUGCCUGCCAACUAAGAGGGGCUUCGAUUCCUACUUGGGUAUAGUGCUGGGCACCAGCAACCAUUUCAGUUACAAGAAGCGGGCCGGCAGGGCACUUUACCACAACGAGGCACCAGUCUCGUCUGACAUCAAGAAAUAUUCCACACUCUUAUACACGGAGAGAGCAGAAGAGGUGAUCAGGUACCACGCAGGGUCGUCAAAGCCGCCCCUGUUUCUGUUCGUCUCCUACCAAAGCGUGCACACGCCUCUGCAAGUGCCGGCCGAGUAUGAGGCCCAGUACUCGGACAAGAUACCCGAUACCAAACGCCUGAAGUAUGCGGCCAUGUUGAGUGUGGUCGAUGAGGGCGUGCUGAAUAUCACCCGGGCUCUCCGAAGCAAUGGCCUGUGGAAAAACACACUUCUUAUUUUCUCAACCGAUAACGGUGGUCGACCUCGUGCCGGCGGCAUCAAUUGGCCGUUACGUGGAGAAAAAUCCUCUCUUUGGGAAGGAGGUGUUCGCGGCGUAGGAUUUAUCGCUGGUCCCGUCCUACCGAAAUCCGUGCGGGGUACAAUCAACACAGGACUGUGUCACGUGAGUGACUGGUUCCCAACAUUGGUGAGAGGCGUGGCAAAGAAGCGAUUAAACAAUAUCAUGCCGCUAGAUGGCGUCAACGUGUGGCGAUCAAUCAGCCAAGGAAAGCCGUCGCCGCGAAAAGAGCUUCUUCACAACAUCGAUCCUUUACAGUCACCGGCUGAGUGGACGGAAACGGACGAACGGCUGUGGGGAAGACUAGACGGCCUGGUCUUCAACGCAACAAUCAGGGCGGCAAUCAGAGUUGGCAAUUGGAAACUUAUCACCGGCCAUGCAGGACCUUCGAAAUGGACACCGCCACCUGAGUCCACCACUGACGUUUACAGGUUCGUGGAGGAGGUCAGCACACGAACCUGCGUCAGAUUGUUCAACGUGCAGACGGAUCCUAGCGAGCACUACAACAUGGCGGCCAGCCAGCCCGACGUGGUAGGCAGGCUUUUGGCUCGCCUGGCCCAGUUCCAGGCCUCCUCCGUGCCCGCCAUCGACCACUCCGUCAAGGUGACUUCUACAAACUUCUUCAACCAGACUUCCAAACGUCAGACUGUCAUGCCCAUGCCCCUGGUCCAGCUAACGGGAACUUGGACCACGUGGAUGGAAGACUCGCCGGUACACUGAAGGCCCUAUGAUCUCCAUGUAAAAAUAUGAAUAACUGCACAAAAAUUAAACUACUCGCCCCCGAUCUCUCCAUGCGAAUGUGGGGAGGGAACCAGUCUCACCCACUCCCAUUGUAAUAAUGAAAAUAGAGUCGGUAAACGAAACUUUUUUUCUAAGCAGAAAUUGUAUAAAUAUAUUUUGCGUGCGUUUGAUUUUCAUAUAACAAAUAAAUUAGAUAGUAGCAUUAGAUAUAUUUCUUUACAAAUCUAUUGUUCUUGGAGUGGGAACGUUGCGGAUGGUGACUUUCGAUUUUUAUAUGAAGGCUAUCCCGAUUUUUAUAUGAUCAGUAGAUCUCAUUUCAUUUCAUUUGAAACUCGCAUUUAUUUUAAUACAAAAUGAGAAUUUAAGCAGAGAAACACAAGUACGUAAACAAAUCAGUAAAUAGAAUUAUCAAAAAGGUGUAAGAGGCGAAAAUAUUAGGUAUGGAGGCAUUCUUUGGUAGCCUGGGCUUGUGGCGAGAUGCCUUGGACGAGCUAACUCAGA